Messenger RNA from Trichoplax adhaerens, 273 nucleotides. RefSeq lists its product as uncharacterized. Lineage: Eukaryota; Metazoa; Placozoa; Uniplacotomia; Trichoplacea; Trichoplacidae. The record is from RefSeq and is a predicted model, not a curated record. The coding region runs from base 1 to 273 and encodes 90 amino acids. The transcript has a single exon.
AUGGAAGACUUUGCUAGUGCUGGUGCUAACCAGGUCGGCGAUCCUCAACUCCAACGAAUAAUUGAAAUGGAAACUCAAAAAGCACGUUUCCAAGCCUUAGUCCAUAAUUUAACCGAUGUCUGCUGGGAGAAAUGCAUCGACCGACCUGCUGCAAAGCUUGACUCACGCUCAGAGUCUUGUAUCGUCAACUGUGUCGAACGUUUUAUUGAUACCAGCAACUUUGUUGUAAAUCGCCUUAGUGAUAUUAGCAAGAGAUCGUCGCCUAUUAAUUAG